This is a messenger RNA of Odontomachus brunneus, 1154 nucleotides long. RefSeq names its product adenylate kinase isoenzyme 1 (gene Ak1). The transcript has 5 exons. NCBI's taxonomy places the organism in Eukaryota, Metazoa, Arthropoda, Insecta, Hymenoptera, Formicidae. The record is from RefSeq and is a predicted model, not a curated record. Gene Ontology annotation, cellular component: cytosol; cytoplasm. Gene Ontology annotation, biological process: nucleoside triphosphate biosynthetic process. The coding region runs from base 394 to 963 and encodes 189 amino acids. Gene Ontology annotation, molecular function: AMP kinase activity; ATP binding.
AGAUUUGUAUCAUGGCGUACUUUCACGCAUUCUUGGCCCAUAAAAUUUGACCUUAGGUCUGAACUAUUAAAAUUUACAUUAUAAUUAUUUGAAGAUAAAAAAAAGUAAUAAGAAAGGAAAGGAGUGGCUCGGUGUUCUUGUCUAAAACAAAUAUCCGUAUAAAUAAAGAGGAAGACUUAUUUUCCCGAAGCAUCCUUGACAAUUACACAACGAUUUCAAGGGUGACUGUCAAGUACCUGACCUAUCCGUGUGAAUUGAUUUUCAUUCUAGUCAAUAUACGUCAUUGCUUUCAUUCCGGUGGAGUAAAAGAGACGGCUCAGGACAAUAUUUAGACAAACAGAUCCGUGACCUUUGAAUCAACAGCGCCGUUGAGGAAAAAGCUACGCGGGAAGGAUGAAGACGAUUUGGGUGAUCGGUGGACCAGGAUGCGGCAAGGGGACACAAUGCGAUCGUAUGAUCGAGAAUUACGGAUUCCUUCACCUGAGCAGCGGGGAUCUGUUGCGCGCGGAAGUCGCCAGCGGUAGCGAGAGGGGUGCUUCACUCCAGGACUUGAUGUCCAAAGGAUUAUUCGUGCCAACAGACAUUGUGUUGGAGCUCAUAAAGGAAAAGAUGGAUAAGGCUCGUGAGGAGGGUACUACCAAAACUGGGUUUCUUAUCGAUGGGUAUCCUCGUGAAAAGGACCAAGGCAUUCUCUUUGAGGAGAAGGUAUGCUCUGUGGACUUGAUUCUCUUCUUCGAUGUAGCAAAUGAAACUCUGAAGAAAAGACUUCUCGGACGUGCUGCUGUUUCUCAAAGAGCAGAUGACAAUGAAGAGACGAUCAAAAAGAGAAUAGAGAUAUUUAACUUGAAGAACAAUGAGAUUGUCGAACACUACAAAGAUAAAGUUGUCAGAAUUAAUGCAGAAGGAACAGUGGACGAAAUAUUUGCCGAGGUGAAAAAAGCAUUGGACGCUUUAUUAGCGUAGUUUAUUAUUAGAUUAAUUUCAUCAAAGAAGAGAUCGCGCAGUAAAUAUCAUCAUGAGAUUCGUUACUGAAUCCUCAUUGGAGUUUAUUAUACUCUACAUGAUACUGAGCAUGAUACUCUUCUUGUGUAAUGUAAAAUACACAAGUACCUUCAAUUGUUAAUUGUUAAAUAAAAUUAUACUGGUGCACAACA